Microthlaspi erraticum is the source of this 219-nucleotide messenger RNA. The record is from the annotation of a GenBank genome assembly. Lineage: Eukaryota; Viridiplantae; Streptophyta; Magnoliopsida; Brassicales; Brassicaceae.
AUGGAGAUCAGCUAUCUGGACAAGCAAGAGGGAUAUGAAAAUAGUGCCCCCCAAAGAACUGGGAGGCAAGGUCGUGGUCUGGAGAGGGCAGACGGCCAUCAGGGACACUCCACUCGACUGUUUGUGCAGCUCGAUCGAGCUUGCUCUUGGCUCGAUCGAGUUGUGCCUCGAGUUGGUUGCCUCUCCUUCCUAAAACCUGUUCCUGCAAGACUUAUCUGA